Messenger RNA from Cuscuta europaea, 1672 nucleotides. Lineage: Eukaryota; Viridiplantae; Streptophyta; Magnoliopsida; Solanales; Convolvulaceae. The record is from the annotation of a GenBank genome assembly.
CCCUUUUAUCAUAUAUAUAUAUAUAAUAGAAAAGAUCUACUGUAUAUACACCAUAUAUAUAUAGCAAGAUAUGAGUGUCACAGCUCACAUCUUCCAUCUCUCUAAAAAAAUCCGGUCAUAUAUGGGAGAGCUUCUCUCAUAUAUGUGAGAGCUUCUCUCAUCUCUCUAAAAAAUCCGGCAUCCUCAAUACAGGCAAAAGCUUUUUCACAAUGAAAAUAUACAGUUCACACCGGAAUAUUCCCCGGCAAACAACUUUUGGAAUUUCAACGCUGGGAAUCAACACCAACAGUUCAGGCUUUUGAGCCGUAGACGCACAAGGCACAGGUCGUCCAGAACAGGUAUCCCUUUCCAUCAAUACUAUGAGCCUUUAAAUUGGAACAACUCCAGGCAACACCCAAAUCGGAGGAUUUGGUCACCUGAGUUUCACUCCAGCUCAAACCCUUUUGAGCCAGCUAACUGGAAGUACGCAGGCCAUCAGAGUAAUAGACUAUUGAAUACUAGCUACCCUUUUGAUUACUGGACUUCUGAAUUUCACACCAGGCAACGACCAGUACGCAGAAGCUGGACUCCUGCGUAUCACCCUAGAGCUAGCUAACACACGACUAUUGGAAUCACCCUGCCCGUCCUGAAGCUAGAAAUAACUUCAAAAGGGACCGAUGCUACAACCUCACCCAAUCCAAAACACUGAAGACGGUUGGCAUUUGGUCAAAUACAAGGGAAGACGAAGCCCAAAAGAUCCAUCGCAGAGACUCCCGGCACCCCAGCGGCCCAGCAGAACAAAAGUGGAACAGGGAGCGCUAAUCGCUACAGGUGUUUACGAAUAGAAGAUGAAAUCCCAUACGCCCAAUCCUCAGAUUCUGAGGUUGAAUCAGAUCCGGUGUCUGAUUUCUGUGAGAAAUUUAGUGGAAUUUCAAACUUCAUCUCUGAGCGACGACCCAAGAGUGAGCGCAAUAACUUACCUGUUAAAGACCACGGCGGCCAAAGACGACGGCCGGAAAACUCGUCGGUGCCUCCGUUCCGAUCAGCUAAUAUCAACCCACCACCCGACAAUCUCCCAGCCGAUAAGACUGGCAAAACUAAAAUCACAUGGGUUGAUAUCCUCAGACGCUCUACGGACAAUGGUCCUGAAACUGUCUGCAAUGUACAUCAGGCUUAAAAAAAAUGGGAAGUAACGAAAGGUCCACCGUAUCAAUUUCAAAACUGAUUUUCAAUUAUCAAGCAAGAGAUAUUGAAAAUUUCGAUGUCUACUCUUCUCGGGAACAACCUGAGCUAUCAUUGAUCCAAGCUUACUCCGAUGCAUCUCACAAUUUUGAUUUUUCAGAUGACUAUUUCUUUACAUAUGAGUUUUUGAGACAUGCAACGGAAAUCGAUCGUCGUCCUCCUAUCUCGUUCCUGGAAGAAAUUAAAAAAUCCAAAUUCAAUACAGCGAUCUGGCACAAAGCGAAAUUCAUAACCUCAGAAAAUUGCUUGCCAACUGAAAACUUGAACACGCAGCUCAAACUCUACAGAAAAUCUCAAAAGAACAAAAGGCGUCACAACAUGAAAACCAGGUCGCAAUCCACAUAUUUCCCAUAGGAUUAGCUUUUUCUUGUUUUAGCUUUGCUUUUCCUUUAUUUUAAUACUUUUAUUUCUUUCCUUUCUUGUACCUUUAUUUAAUUUUUUUCCUUCAUGC